Manihot esculenta (cassava) is the source of this 1808-nucleotide messenger RNA. RefSeq names its product mitochondrial carrier protein MTM1. Bases 228 to 1466 code for a protein of 412 amino acids. Gene Ontology annotation, biological process: mitochondrial transmembrane transport. The transcript is spliced from 11 exons. Lineage: Eukaryota; Viridiplantae; Streptophyta; Magnoliopsida; Malpighiales; Euphorbiaceae. The record is from RefSeq and is a predicted model, not a curated record.
AGAAUCAACGACUACCCUUCCCUCGUAUGAAUUGAAACUAGGGUUCUGUUUGCGUUAAAUAACUAUCUGAUUUUGCUGUCACCACCUAAUUAACCGAGUGGUUUUAGCAAAAAAAGCACUGGAAUUAGAGCAUUAAUCAAAAUCAACCGGAAACGACACCAAACGUGGUCGUAUCUCUAGCCUCUGUGAGAUUGAAGUCUCUAUUUGGUCGGUCUUGAUCAAAAGAGAUGGUCGAGCUAGAGCGAACUCAGAAACCAUGGGCGACUCCAGACCAGACCGCAAGAGUCGAAAUCAAUAGUCACGAUUUGUUGAUGUCGGAUUCCUUGGUGAUUGAUGGAGCAGAGCCUGGAUUAUCUGUUCCUCAUCCUCGCCACUCAAACUGUAAGUCCGACUGGAAAUUAGGGCUUGCAGAAAGAGCCUUCUCGGCUGCUGGUGCUGCGUUUUUAUCAGCUAUUAUAGUUAACCCUCUGGAUGUUGUCAAGACAAGGUUGCAGGCGCAGGCUGCAGGGGUUCCUUACUCCCACCCACUAAGCAAUAUUACUAGUCGGAUGGCAUAUUUUGGGCCAAACAUGAUGUUUGCUGAUCUAAGAUGUUCACCAUCAUGCACGCGUGCUGGAGUUCAUGGAACGGUAUCGAUUUGCCCUCCUGAUUGUUUUCAAUACAAGGGAACUCUUGAUGUCUUCUACAAAAUCAUUCGACAGGAAGGAUUUGGUAGGCUUUGGAGAGGCACAAAUGCUGGUCUGGCCUUAGCUGUACCAACGGUGGGAAUCUACCUACCAUGCUAUGAUAUGUUUCGCAAUUGGAUGGAGGGUUUUACCUCCCAGAAUAUUCCUGGGGCAAUGCCAUAUGUGCCUUUAGUAGCAGGUUCAUUGGCACGUUCUUUAGCCUGUGCAACUUGUUACCCUAUCGAACUUGCUAGAACUCGCAUGCAGGCAUUUAAAGCAUCCCAAGUUGGUAAACCUCCUGGAGUUUGGAAAACACUGCUGGAGGUCCUCUCCCAUGUAAGGAGCACAAGUAAUGCCCAAAACAACUUGGGAGGUUACCGCGUGUUAUGGACAGGCAUGGGGGCACAGCUUGCUCGUGAUGUUCCAUUCUCUGCAAUUUGUUGGUCAACCCUUGAGCCAAUCAGGAGAAGACUAUUAAGUUUGGUUGGUGAAGAAUCCAAUGUGGCAAGUGUUCUUGGAGCAAACUUUUCUGCUGGUUUUGUUGCGGGUAGUCUUGCUGGCGCUGCUACCUGUCCUCUAGAUGUUGCCAAAACCCGAAGACAGAUAGAGAAGGAUCAUGUAAGGGCAUUGAGGAUGACUACACGACAAGUUCUUUUGGAUGUUUGGAGGGAUGGAGGAAUGAAAGCGCUUUUCACAGGUGUUGGUCCUCGUGUUGGACGUGUAGGCCCAUCUGUCGGGAUCGUGGUGUCAUUUUAUGAAGUUGUUAAGUAUGUUCUGCAUCGCCAGUAUGCAACUUCGUAACAAAGAUGGGGUUUAGUUCCUUAUCAGUUGUUUUUGGUCUCUGUUGAAUAAGUUUUUGGUGACAGCAUAGGAGAAACACUCGGCAUUGAAGUAGUAGCCAAUGGAUAUCACGUGAAUAAUAUAGCAAGCAAAGAAGAGAAUAUGGUUCUGAUAACGUUAGGUUCUUUUCUCUAGGCAUGCAAGUGCAGGAUGGAAAAGCAUUUGCUAUCUUUGGCCAAUUUUGUUUCCUAGGUUGAUUGCAAUAUACAGCUCGGAAUGAGCAUGAAUUUUGUUAUUUUGGGAGAUUUCCCUAUUCUAGGAUUUCUCUGAGUUUUAGUAGUUUACAAACAUGUUCUUUCCCAU